AGGCAGCAAAAAAAACUUCAGGUCAAUAACUGAAAACUUCGAUGAGGUAGGAGGUGGGGACCGAAGAGCCGAGGGAGGGACUACAAGUACAAGUUAGUCGACAAUUUCUACACAUCGCUGUCUUCGCCACUCACCGAAAGGAUCUAAAAUACUUCUCCUCUAAGGAAAUUGAUCCUCAUCAGCCAUGGGUGUAGAGGGGGGAAUGAAAUGUGUGAAGUUCCUGCUUUUCUUUUUCAACUUCAUCUUCUGGAUAUGCGGUCUAGCGUUGAUCGUGGUGGGAAUCCUGGUUCAGAUGGCUCUGCACAAGACCUUCAUGAUCCGUGAUGUGACAGCCUCAGGAGGUCCCAUCGUCCUCAUUGUUGUCGGUGUGGUGAUUUUCUUCAUCGCCUUCUUUGGCUGCUGUGGAGCCUGGAAAGAGAACUACUGCAUGGUCACAACGUUUGCCGUCCUUCUCACACUGAUCAUCAUUAUUGAGAUUGCAGCAGCAAUCGCUGCAUACGUCUUCAGAAACAAACUCUCAGAUGUCGUCCAGGAUAGCCUCACUGAAAUGAUUUCCAAUUACAGCAACAGCUCAGCUGAAUUCAGAGACACUGUGGAUCAUCUGCAGAAGGAUUUGAAAUGCUGCGGUGUUAACAAUUCCACUGACUGGAGGAACUUUAAGCCUGACAAAAACUCAGUGCCUGACUCAUGCUGCAGGAACGUCACCACAAACUGUGGAUCUGGGACCAUGACAGACGCCACCAAAGUGUACCAGAAGGGUUGUCAUGAUGCCAUGGAGGCUUUACUGAAGAAAAACAUCCAGUGGGUCAUAGUUGCAGCUCUCGUUAUUGCUUUCCUGCAGAUAAUGGGCAUUGUGUUCGCCUGCUUGUUGAUGAGAGGCAUCCGCAGCGGCUACGAAGUCAUGUGAUUCAGCUUCACACCUGAAUAGGAGCUGGCUGUUCAGGUCAAACUCUUUGGGAGCUUUCAUUUGGAAACUUUAAAACACGUUCAUCUUCUGAGUUCAUCUUUCAGAUAUAAAGCACAGAAUUUAUUUUCCCUUGUAAUGAUUUGGAAUUAUAUUUUCAUAGGUUAUCAAUAUCUCUGCUUUGAUACUGUGCAUGUGUAGGAAUGCAAAAAUGGUAGAAAAGGUUAAUGUUUUAUUGUCAGUGUAUGUUCUUGUUGGUUUCGAGGAAUUGUAACAUCUUUUACUUUGCUUGUUCUGGUAGAGACUUUGGAUCUGUUUUGGCAUUGAUUGUUUAUUUUUUUGCUGGUUUUUGGCAGUUUCUAUUUUUAUUAAAGUCUCUUUAAAUUA
Molecule: messenger RNA, 1291 nt
Organism: Lates calcarifer (barramundi perch)
Lineage: Eukaryota; Metazoa; Chordata; Actinopteri; Centropomidae
Gene: cd63
Product: CD63 molecule
Exons: 8
Coding region: 185-907 (240 amino acids)
Cellular component (GO): membrane
Source: RefSeq, a predicted model, not a curated record